Capsella rubella is the source of this 1292-nucleotide messenger RNA. RefSeq names its product F-box protein At5g42460. Lineage: Eukaryota; Viridiplantae; Streptophyta; Magnoliopsida; Brassicales; Brassicaceae. Gene Ontology annotation, molecular function: protein binding. The record is from RefSeq and is a predicted model, not a curated record. Bases 63 to 1196 code for a protein of 377 amino acids. The transcript has a single exon.
AUGAAGAGGCUAAAAGGGUUUAUAGAGAAUUCGAAGCUUACAGUAAUAUUAAAGAUUCAACAAUGGCGAAAAUGUCAGAUGUUUUACAGGAUUUGGUAGUGGAAGUUCUCAGUAAGAUUCCGUUGACAUCUCUUAGAGCAGUGCGAUUGACUUGCAAAAAAUGGAACGAUGUAUCCAAAGAUCGGAGCUUUAUAAAGAAGCAAAUCGGCGAAGCAAAGAAGAAGCAAGUGAAUGAGUUUGAGGUGAUCAUGAUAACGAAUUUCAAGGUUUAUCUAAUGAGUGUCGAUCUCCACAGCCAUGUUGAUCCAUCAAUUACGCCUAAAGGUACACUUACUAGCCUAAACGAUGAAGUCAAUGAUAUAAGAAGAGUAUUUCACUGCGAUGGUCUACUCUUAUGCAUCACCAAAGACCUCAACUUUAGGCUUGUGGUUUGGAACCCUUAUUUUGGGCAAACUAAGUGGAUCAAACCCAGAAAUUGUUACCAUAGAUUGGACAAUUACGCUCUUGGGUAUGACGAGAAUAAGAAGUACAAAGUCUUGAGAUUUGUGGAUGAUUCUAACGCCUAUAGGGUAGAGGAACGAAUUUGUGUGUUUGAACUCUAUAGUUUUGAGUCUGAUUUAUGGAAGGUUGUUCUUAAUGUCAGUCCUGAGUGGGAGAUGAAGUUUUGUUCCCGAGGCUUGUCUGUAAAAGGCAAUACUUACUGGUAUGCUACGGAUCAUCUUGAUGAGGAUGUUGAUUUCUUGAUCUGUUUCGAUUUCACAGCUGAGAGAUUUGGGCCGCGUCUGCCUCUGCCUUUUAACGCUUCUGCUUCUAAUGAAGAUAUUGUUACUCUCUCUAAUGUUGGGGAAGAGCAGUUUGCGGUUUUGUUUCAGGAUGAUGAUACACUGAGGAUGGAGAUUUGGGUUACGAGUAAGGUUGAGCCUACAGAAGUGUCGUGGAACAAGUUCUUAGCGGUUGAUAUGAGCCCACUCAUUCGUUUCGCGUUUCUGGGAGAGGCUGGGAGUUUCUUCAUUGACCAAACGAAGGAUGUUGCAGUGGUUUUUGAUAAAGAUAUUGAUUCUUUUUACACUCGAGGAAUAGCUUACAUCAUUGGUAAGGAAGGAUACUUCAAAAAAGUGGAUCUUGGUGAAGUUGCAGACCCAAAUUGUUACCCACUUGUUCUUAUGUUCCAAGCUCAGUGCAAAUCAGUCAGCUAACCUAACUAUUUCAUCUCAUUUUCGAUUGUAUAAAUAUGACUAUUGUUAUCAGUUAUCUGAAAUCUCAACAUGGCCUCUUACCUUCUGCUUUCUUUA